AUGGCGAGGCCGUCCAUGUUCCACUCGUCAAAUCGCCCAGCCUUCGCGUUCCCAAACUUGUACAAGUUCCACCAGACAUCCACCCCUUCCAGACUCGGUCACGGCAUACAAGAACAUAUCAUAGGUCUAGAGAACAAAAGACGAUCGACACUCGCAACAAACGACGCCCGGCGCCUCGCCGUCCUGCAGAGACAUGAGCACAAAAGGGAAGAACAACGUCUAGAACUGGAGAGGCUUAAGCGCCUCCAGCAAGAAGAGCAGGAGCGUAUGCGGAAGGAGCAAUUGCGCAAAGUGGCGCCGGGCUUUGAUCCAAGCGUCGGGGCGCUGGUCCCAAAGAAAUUUGGUGCGACUGCGAGUGCAGGCGCUUCAACGUCCUCCUUGAUGCUCCCUCCGCCGCCGCCUGCAGCGGCACCCCAGAGAGACGUGGUGGCUGACUUGGUUGACCAAUUGGCAGCACUAGAUGUGGCCCAUUAA
Molecule: messenger RNA, 474 nt
Organism: Serendipita indica DSM 11827
Lineage: Eukaryota; Fungi; Basidiomycota; Agaricomycetes; Sebacinales; Serendipitaceae
Source: the annotation of a GenBank genome assembly